AUGUCCGGUCGCGGAAAGGGUGGCAAGGGUCUCGGCAAGGGUGGUGCUAAGCGUCACCGCAAGGUGCUUCGUGACAACAUCCAGGGUAUCACCAAGCCCGCUAUCCGCCGUCUCGCUCGCCGUGGUGGUGUCAAGCGUAUCUCGGGCCUCAUCUACGAGGAGACCCGCGGCGUCCUCAAGAUCUUCCUCGAGAACGUUAUCCGCGACUCGGUCACCUACACUGAGCACGCCAAGCGCAAGACUGUUACCUCGCUCGACGUCGUCUACGCUCUCAAGCGCCAGGGCCGCACCCUCUACGGUUUCGGCGCCUAA
Messenger RNA from Apiotrichum porosum, 312 nucleotides. RefSeq names its product Histone H4. The coding region runs from base 1 to 312 and encodes 103 amino acids. Gene Ontology annotation, molecular function: protein heterodimerization activity; DNA binding; structural constituent of chromatin. NCBI's taxonomy places the organism in Eukaryota, Fungi, Basidiomycota, Tremellomycetes, Trichosporonales, Trichosporonaceae. The transcript is spliced from 2 exons. The record is from RefSeq and is a predicted model, not a curated record. Gene Ontology annotation, cellular component: nucleosome. Gene Ontology annotation, biological process: nucleosome assembly.